Messenger RNA from Aquila chrysaetos chrysaetos, 5701 nucleotides. It is a transcript of the gene DYRK1A, whose product is annotated as dual specificity tyrosine phosphorylation regulated kinase 1A. The record is from RefSeq and is a predicted model, not a curated record. Gene Ontology annotation, biological process: protein autophosphorylation; positive regulation of DNA-templated transcription; peptidyl-threonine phosphorylation. Bases 699 to 2975 code for a protein of 758 amino acids. NCBI's taxonomy places the organism in Eukaryota, Metazoa, Chordata, Aves, Accipitriformes, Accipitridae. The transcript has 12 exons. Gene Ontology annotation, molecular function: transcription coactivator activity; protein serine/threonine kinase activity; protein serine/threonine/tyrosine kinase activity. Gene Ontology annotation, cellular component: nucleus.
UAGAGGCUGGCAGGCGGGGGAGGGAGGGAGGGAGCGAGGAGUUCCCGGGGGCUCGGUACGGCGCUGCGCUUCCCCCCCCCCCCCUCCUCCUCCUCCUCCUCCUCCUCCUCCCCCCGCCCGCUCGCGCCCGCCCGCCGCUGUCCCCGCGCUGCCUGGCCGGGGCUCAGGCCGCCGCCGCCGCCGCGCCGAGCCGAGGUGAGGCCGGGCCCUGCCGUUGCCGCCGCCGGGCGCUGCGCAGGUUUGGAACGCGCGCCAUUUUGUGAGCGAUAGAAAAUCCAGCCCGGCCAGGAAGCGCCGCGGAUCCGCCCGCCGGGCCGGGCCGGGCCUCCCCCCCCCCCUCCUCCUCUUCGCCGCCCAGAGAGGAAGGCGCGCAGCGGACGGACCCCGCGGCCGGUGCCCCCCGCGCCCCGAGCGGCACCGGCACCGCCGCCAGCCGUGCGGGCCCGAGCGCGGCGGGGCGGCCGGACUGCGGAGCGCACAAGAGGGAGGCGCUGCCGCGCCGGGGCCCCUGGCCGAGGCAAGCGCUCGCUCCUCGCCCUGCCUGCGCCCGCCGCCCGAGGGAGGAGGCCUCGACCGGGAGAAGCCGGGCCGGACCGGACCGCAGGGCCCGCCGCCGCCCCCGGCACGGUGUUGUUUGCUGCUGGACUCCCCCCGUCCCCCACACCCCUGCAGGAUGAUAUGAGACUUGAAAGAAGACGAUGCAUACAGGAGGAGAGACUUCAGCAUGCAAACCUUCAUCUGUUCGGCUUGCACCAUCGUUUUCAUUCCAUGCUGCUGGCCUUCAGAUGGCUGGACAGAUGUCCCAUUCGCAUCAGCAGUACAGUGAUCGUCGGCAGCAGAACAUAAAUGACCAACAGGUUUCUGCCUUAUCAUAUGCUGACCAGAUUCAGCAACCUUUAACAUUAACAAACCAGAGGCGGAUGCCCCAAACUUUCCGUGAUCCAGCCACUGCUCCAUUGAGGAAACUCUCCGUAGAUUUGAUCAAAACAUACAAGCAUAUUAAUGAGGUUUACUAUGCAAAAAAAAAACGGCGGCAUCAGCAGGGCCAAGGAGAUGAUUCCAGUCACAAAAAGGAGAGAAAAGUUUACAAUGAUGGCUAUGAUGAUGACAACUAUGACUAUAUUGUAAAAAAUGGGGAGAAGUGGAUGGAUCGUUAUGAAAUUGACUCUUUAAUAGGCAAAGGAUCCUUUGGACAGGUUGUAAAGGCUUAUGACCGAGUGGAACAGGAGUGGGUAGCUAUCAAAAUAAUAAAAAACAAGAAGGCUUUCUUAAACCAAGCCCAGAUUGAAGUGCGACUGCUUGAGCUUAUGAACAAACAUGACACUGAGAUGAAGUACUAUAUAGUGCAUUUGAAGCGCCACUUCAUGUUCCGAAACCAUCUCUGCUUAGUCUUUGAAAUGCUGUCCUACAAUCUGUAUGAUCUGUUGCGGAACACCAACUUCAGAGGUGUCUCAUUGAACCUGACACGAAAAUUUGCACAGCAAAUGUGCACUGCACUGCUUUUUCUGGCGACUCCUGAACUUAGUAUCAUUCACUGUGACCUAAAACCUGAGAAUAUCCUGCUCUGUAACCCCAAACGAAGCGCUAUCAAGAUUGUUGAUUUUGGCAGUUCGUGUCAACUUGGACAAAGGAUAUACCAAUAUAUCCAGAGUCGUUUUUAUCGAUCACCAGAGGUGCUACUGGGAAUGCCUUAUGAUCUUGCAAUUGAUAUGUGGUCCCUUGGGUGUAUUUUAGUUGAGAUGCACACUGGAGAGCCUCUUUUUAGUGGGGCAAAUGAGGUGGAUCAAAUGAAUAAAAUAGUGGAAGUUUUGGGGAUACCACCUACCCACAUCCUUGACCAAGCACCAAAAGCAAGAAAGUUCUUUGAGAAGUUGCCAGACGGCACUUGGAACUUGAAGAAGACCAAAGAUGGAAAAAGGGAAUACAAACCACCUGGAACUCGUAAACUUCACAAUAUACUGGGAGUUGAAACAGGAGGACCAGGUGGACGUCGUGCUGGGGAAUCGGGUCAUACUGUAGCUGACUACUUGAAGUUCAAAGACCUCAUCUUAAGGAUGCUUGAUUAUGACCCUAAGACACGAAUUCAACCUUAUUAUGCCCUACAGCAUAGUUUCUUUAAGAAAACAGCAGACGAAGGUACAAACACAAGUAACAGUGUGUCUACGAGUCCUGCCAUGGAGCAGUCACAGUCUUCAGGAACCACCUCUAGUACAUCUUCAAGCUCAGGUGGAUCUUCUGGAACAAGCAACAGUGGAAGGGCACGGUCAGACCCCACACACCAGCAUCGACAUAGUGGUGGACACUUCACUGCUGCUGUUCAAGCUAUGGACUGUGAAACACACAGCCCACAGGUUCGACAACAGUUUCCUCCUCCAAUUGGUUGGACAGCCACUGAAGCUCCUACACAGGUCACUGUUGAAAACCAUCCAGUUCAAGAAACCACCUUCCAUGUAACCCCUCAACAACAGAAUGCAUUACAUCAUCAUCACGGAAAUAGCUCUCACCACCACCACCACCAUCACCACCACCACCACCAUCAUGGACAGCAAGCCUUGGGUAGCCGGACCAGGCCGAGAGUCUACAAUUCUCCAACAAACAGCUCCUCCACCCAGGAUUCUAUGGAGGUGGGCCACAGUCACCACUCCAUGACAUCCCUGUCUUCCUCAACUACUUCUUCCUCUACAUCUUCCUCCUCUACUGGUAACCAAGGCAAUCAGGCCUAUCAGAACCGCCCAGUGGCUGCUAAUACCUUGGACUUUGGACAAAAUGGAGCUAUGGACAUGAAUUUAACAGUCUACUCUAAUCCGCGCCAAGAAACUGGCAUAGCUGGACAUCCAACAUACCAGUUUUCUGCUAAUACAGGUCCUGCUCAUUACAUGACUGAAGGACACCUUGCAAUGAGGCAAGGAAUUGAUAGAGAAGAGUCUCCCAUGACAGGAGUUUGUGUUCAGCAAAGUCCUGUGGCUAGCUCGUGACUAAACUGAAACUAAGUUUGUUUCUUGUGUGUUUUUAUAGAAGUGGUGUUUUUCCAAAAACAAAGUGCAAAGCUGCUUGAAUCAGAAGGAGAUAAACUCACUGAACCGCUACAGGAGGGCAAAGCUGACUAUUUUUUUAAACUUGAAAAGAUUGCAAAGGGACAAUGAAGUUUUUUUUGUUGGUUUUUGGGGUUUUUUUUUUUGGUUUUGUUUUUUUUGUUUGUUUGGUUUUUUUUUUGUUUUUUUUUUUUUUAAAGAGCCAUGUCUGGACCCACCUUAACGGAUAGCUUAGUGGUGUUCACCUUUUGCUUCCCCCAUUUUAACUUGCCACAACCUAGUCAUAGUUUGGUUUUUGGGGAGGGUGGUUUUUUUUGGUCUCAUUCAACAGGGGUUAUUGUUCAAAUGUUAGUUGUAGUUGCAAACUAGUUUCUUUUUAAAGGCAUUGCACAUGAUUUAUAAAAAGGCCCUUUGAAGUUUUUUGGUGGGAGGGGAGUGAGUAAUAUAUAUAUAUUUUUUUUAGUUCCCCAAACAAACAUGGGCACAGAAAUGCAGUACUGUAAGAAAGAGGGACCUUCAGAUUACACAAAUAUAUAUUCUUCAGCUGUAAAAAGGGACGGUUGUAAUGGAGUUUGUAAGGCACAUUAAGCAUGCUAAGUGGCGGUGAUCAGAACUCUCCUUUUCUGAAUCUACUGAGGAUCAAAGCAGCAAUUGUAAUGGGAUUCUGUGGGUCUCAUAUUUUGGAGACCACAGUCAGUUAGUAUUGAAAUAUGACUGGUUUCAUAACUGAGGUGCACUGAGAAGCAAUCAACGGGUCGGUCCUGGCCAGUCCUGGGGAGGUCUAAGUGGUGGUCUUUGGGAUAACCUUUGGCCUUAUGGAUUUGGACUCUUAAGUUAGAAGAGCCUACCAUUUCAGAUGCAAUCACUUUUGGACAUGCUUUUGCAGACAGUCCUUAAUGCUGAAAACACAGAGAAUGGGUAAUUCAAGAGGCCUUUCUUUUAAAAUAGACUUUUGUGACCCACUUAUUGUAAGGUAUUGCAAGGUCACUUUGCGUGUGUCAUAAAGUUGACUUCCUUAUUGGUUGAAGGUCACAGGAGUAGUGGUUUGCGUUUGAUGGAAAUAGCUACAACUGUGUCCCUUCCUGCUUUUUACUUUUUUCUUUUGCUUUUUCUCGGCACGUGGUUUCUCCACCAUUACUUCUGCACAAAGACGUCUUCUGUUCAUCCUGAACAUUUUUAAAAAUGCAGAAUUUUAUGUGACUGCUUUUUUGCCUCACAAUUAUGCUGUGAAUUUUACAAAAAUUUAUUUUCUUUUUUGAUAAUUUAUUGUACCAAAGCUGUUUUUAUAGCACAUAGAUGUCUGUAACCAAUAAUGUAGCAGUUCUGCACUUUGACACAAGGUGUAACUAGACCAUUUUUAAAUGUCAGUUGAAAAUUAUGGCUGUACUAUUGCUUAAACAAAACUGGAACUGUUGUUGAAUUCAUAGCCAAUACAUUUACAGCAAUCUGUGUACUGAACAUAAUAGAUUGACAUCUACUUUGAGACUAUAACAUCUGUUACAUUAUAAAUGUGUUCAGGCUUCUGAAGGUAAAAGGGACACUAGAUCCAGAAGCUAUGAAACCAGCAGUUGACUCUUGUAUUCCUUAUUAACAUAAUUGUAAACUUGAAGGCAAGACCUUGAUUGCAUGAACAGGUCCAAAAAUAGUCUGAGUAAAGCAAAACACUCACAUGAGACCUGAGGUUAGCAGGCUGUAUUUAACAGGUGCCUAAUUUUUGGGUAAUGCUGCCUUAAUAUAACACAGUCAGCUUGGCAGUUGCAAAAUUUACGGGCCCAUUCAGAGAUUUAUUUGUAUGAAAAGUAAAAGCUCCGUGAAGAACAUUUGAAAGAAUAAGGGUAAUUCAUUGAUUGCCCAUCCCAGAUUAACAUUGUUUGCCCAUUAUAUAUUACAGAAGCAGUGAUCUACCUCUGCCAGUAAGCCCUUUUAAAAGUUAAUUUAGCAGAAAAUUCGGAGUUCAUACUGGUCAAUUCCAUGCGGCUAAGUCACUUUUUCAGACUAAAAGGUGGAAUUUUUUAUACUUACAGUGGCAACGCAGCAGCUGACUACCAGGUAAAUGGGAAUGAAUACUUGGGAUUACCAUUUUUUUGUAAAUCAUGAUUUUUUUAAUCAAGCGAUCCAUAUUUCUUUUGUAUUGACACGUCAACCCUGUGGAUGAAAGUGGGGGUUUUUUUCUGUUUUCUUUUUGUUUUUAUUUUUAAACUCAGUAAUUCAGAGAAGUUUACAGGAUUUGGAAGGCUGUCACCUUAGAAACAGGUUGCUGAGUUUAGCAAUAUGAAAAGGAAUCCAGUAUUUACUGCUGUCUAGGAAUAUAAGGGUAAUAUGAAAUCUGGGUAAUUUUUGUGUGCGCAGGUUGCCACACCUUAGCAAGCGCCAAAAAAUAAAGCAGUUUAAAAAAAAAUCUACAUAAAGAAGAAAUCAUAAAAUCCAGUGCUUCUGCAUACUGUGUUAUGUUACAGUCCAGUUUUGUGUGCUUUACUACACAGUUUGGUUACAGGACUUCUGUGCAUUGUAAACAUAAACAGCAUGGAAAAGGUUAAAUACCUGUGUUCAGAUUGUAAGAUCUAGUCCGGACUUGCUGUGUAUAUUGUAACGUUAAAUGAAAAGACAAGCCCUUUGUAUUAUAGUCAUGCAGUCUUAUGUAUGAUAAACAGUUGAAUAAUUUGUCCUCA